This is a messenger RNA of Symbiodinium necroappetens, 1005 nucleotides long. Lineage: Eukaryota; Dinophyceae; Suessiales; Symbiodiniaceae. The record is from the annotation of a GenBank genome assembly.
GUCCGCCGCCCGCUUGGGGUGGUGGCCUCGAUUGUUCCGUUCAACUUCCCGGCCAUGGUGCCUCUGUGGACGCUGCCCAUUGCCAUCGGAUGCGGCAACUGCCUGAUCAUCAAGCCGUCUGAGAAGGUCCCCCUGACCUUGAUGCGCAUGGCCGAGUUGCUGAUGGAUGCCGGCCUUCCGAAGGGAGUGUUUUCGAUCGUCCACGGUUCUCAAACGGUUGCGAAGGCGCUUGCAGAGCAUCCGGGGAUCGCUGCGAUCUCCUUCGUUGGCAGCUCUCGCGUCGCCGACAUCAUUGACAAGACGGCACGCAGCACUGGGAAGCGAUCCUUGUGCAUGGGUGGCGCGAAGAACCAUCUCAUUGCCAUGCCAGACUGCGAUGAGGACAUGACCAUCUCGGACAUCAUGAACUCGGCCUUCGGCUCGGCAGGGCAGCGCUGCAUGGCGGCCUCGGUGCUUCUGGUCGUGGGCAAAGGACGGAAAGACUUCCUGGACAAGCUUGUGGCCAAGGCCAAAUCCCUCAAGGGUGGCCAGAAGCCCGGGGAGAUCGGCCCUGUCAUUGACACAGCGGCCAUGGCGCGUCUCAGUGGGUACCUGGCAGCCUGCGAGGGGCACGGUGCCAAGAUCUUGCUGGACGGGCGUCGCUGGCAGGUGGCCACGCGCGGUUUCUGGUUCGGCCCCAGCGUGCUGCUUCACCAGUCGGCGCAGGAGCCGGCGAUGAAGGACGAGAUCUUCGGGCCCGUCCUCUCCGUCCUCGAGGUCGACACGUUGGAGGAGGCCAUCGCCAUCGAGAACGCAAACCCGUACGGGAACGCGGCUGCCAUUUACACCAUGUCUGGCCAGACCGCCCUCGAGACGGAAAAGCUCAAUGCUGGCAUGAUUGGUGUCAACAUUGGCGUGCCGGUGCCCAGGGAGCCGUCGGAAGCUCAGGGCGACGCUGUUUUGGGAGAUUCGUGUCGCUUUCAUAAUAUUCGUGGGGUCUUGCAGGAUGUGUUGUCAGGGCCUUGA